Molecule: messenger RNA, 1587 nt
Organism: Penicillium nucicola
Lineage: Eukaryota; Fungi; Ascomycota; Eurotiomycetes; Eurotiales; Aspergillaceae
Product: putative GABA permease
Exons: 5
Coding region: 1-1587 (528 amino acids)
Biological process (GO): amino acid transport; transmembrane transport
Cellular component (GO): membrane
Molecular function (GO): transmembrane transporter activity
Source: RefSeq, a predicted model, not a curated record
AUGUCGACUAUAGAGGAUGACCCGAAGGUGUUCCAGGGCACGCCACAGGAAGAUGCCCGUCUUGAGAACUUGGGAUAUGAGCAAGAGCUCAAGAGAUCGUUUGGUCUCGUGAGUAUGAUUGGAUUUAGUUUCAGUGUGGUGACAUCAUGGACCGCACUGAGUGGUGUACUUAUCGUCGGCGUGACCUCCGGUGGCCCUCCUGUUAUGAUCUUCAGUUUCAUCGGCGUUAGUCUUCUAACGCUGGCCGUUGCUAUUCCAAUGGCAGAGAUGUGCUCGAUGUAUCCUGUGGCCGGGGGUCAAUACUCCUGGGUUGCGGCGCUGGCCCCUCCCAGUAUAGCUCGGGGUCUAUCCUACGUGACUGGAUGGUUCAUGCUGAUUGGUCUACUGGCCAUGGGAGCCACCAAUAACUCGAUUGCCUCAAAUUUCGUACUCGGAAUGGCCAACCUCGUAUUCCCCGAAUACGAGAUCCAAAGAUGGCAAACCGUUCUAGUCGCCUACCUCGUCGCACUCCUCUCGGCAGCCGUCAAUCUCUGGGGCUCACAUUUACUGCACCGAAUCUCGAAAGCCAUUUUGAUCUGGAACGUCGCAUCCUUCGUUAUAGUUACAGCCACAAUCCUCGCCACAAACGACCACAAGCAGCCGGCAUCCUUUGUAUUCCAAGACUUCCAGAAUGGAACUGGCUUUGGAACCGGCAUGGCUGCCAUCAUCGGUGUCUUACAGGCCUGCUUCGGCAUGUGCUGCUAUGACGCGCCGUCACACAUGACCGAGGAAAUGAAAUCGGCGUCCAAAGAGGCCCCCAAAGCUAUUGUUCUGGCUGUGGUACUGGGUGCUGUUACCGGAUUCAUUUUCCUAGUCUCGCUUUGCUUCUGCAUUGGCGAUAUCGAGUCCACAGCCGGCACGAGCACCGGCGUCCCUGUUAUCCAGAUCAUCUAUGACUCAACAGGCAACAAAGCCGCUACAGUCAUCUUGUCAACUUUGAUCUCGGUCAUUGUCAUUGUGGCUGGAAACAACAUUCUCGCGGAGGGAUCGCGUGCUGCGUAUGCUUUUGCCAGAGAUAACGGUCUUCCUUUCUCCAAGUUCUUCAGCAAGGUCGAAAACAAGACUCACGUUCCUGUCAAUGCCGUCCUCCUCACUCUUGCAGUGCAGCUUGCGCUCGGUGCUAUCGAGUUUGGCACAACCACCGGGUUCCAAACCGUCAUUGCUAUCUCAACAGAAGGUUUCUAUUUAUCAUACGCAAUGGCUCUCAUCAGUCGUCUGGCCGGAUACUUCUCAGGCCAUGUGACCAAACUCGACGGCCCAUACUCGUUUUCCGUGCCGGUCUCCAUCGCUCUCAAUAUCAUUGGACUAGUGUUCCUUCUGUUUGCCGCGAUUACGUUCAACUUCCCAGGCACGAAUCCGGUUGAUCCGCAAUCUAUGAAUUAUACCAGUGCUGCUGUUGGCGUUAUUGGCGUCAUCAGUCUUAUCACCUGGCUGACUACAGGCCGGAAACAAUUUUCUGGUCCUGGUAGUGUGCGGUUCAUUAGUGGUGAGAAUUCUGCGCAGGAGGUCGCUGGUGCAGAUGCUUCUGCGAGUGAGAAGAAAAGUUGA